AUGCAAGGGGGAAGAGGUGGAAGGCAGGGCUUGUUCGGUUUCGGGGACCCUUUUGUUGGUUUCGGCAGCUUUGGACAGCCAGGGAGCCUUGUGCCCAGUUUCUUUGGUGGCGCAAAUCCCUUUGACGACCCUUUCUUCACAAACCCCUUUGGUAGCAUGAUGCAACCUAGUUUCCCAACCCCUUUCAGCGGCAUGAUGCAACCUAGCUUCAUGAACCCCUUUGGUAGCAUGAUGCAACCUAGCUUGCUUGGACCAAGUAUGUUUGCGCCCCAUGGCGAUCUCAAUGGAGGCAUGUUUGGAAGCCAGACACAUCUCAGUCAAGGCAUGAGCAAUGCCAGUGGUUUCAUUCAGCAGGCCCCUGAACCAAGCAGGCCUAAAGGGCCAAUUAUCAAGGAGUUGUCUUCAGAUGACGAGGAUGGUGCAGACUAUGAUAAAGAAGAUGAGAAGAAGAAUGGUAACUUUAGGAAGCAUCCAAGGGAAAGCAAAGAGCCGUAUGUGGAGGACCCGGAUGAAGAAGUAGAAGCUUAUAAUAAAAGACCUAAGCAUGGACAGUUUGGGAGGGAGUUCAGCAGAGCUAGCACAUCACGUCCACAGCCUCAGACAUUUAUGUUUCAGAGUUCAACUGUUACAUAUGGUGGUCCAAAUGGAGCCUGUUAUACAUCUUCAACGACUAGGAGGACUGGUGCAGAUGGAAUUACACUGGAAGAAAGUAAGGAGGCUGACACAACUACUCGUAAAGCAUCUCACAGGAUUUCACGUGGCAUUGGCAGUAAGGGUCACUCGCUAACAAGAAAUCUUAAUUCUGUUGGACAUGUGAACACCCUUCAAACUUUACACAACUUGAAUGAAGAUGAGCUUGCUGGGUUUGAGGAAUCGUGGCAAAGAAAUGCCAGGGAGAAUAUGCCUGGCUGGGAUCCUAGGAUGAACAUGCUUGGCAACGGAAAUGUUCACUCUAACUUCCGAGAUGUGAAUCAAAUGCCUGCACUUCCAGCUCCUGAUCGAUCCCGUGGCACGAAUUCCUCAUGGAACUUUCAGAAUGGCUCUUCCAUGGGUCGUGCACCCCGCACAUGA
Messenger RNA from Miscanthus lutarioriparius, 1071 nucleotides. The record is from the annotation of a GenBank genome assembly. Lineage: Eukaryota; Viridiplantae; Streptophyta; Magnoliopsida; Poales; Poaceae.